This is a messenger RNA of Cavenderia fasciculata, 1947 nucleotides long. RefSeq lists its product as uncharacterized. The transcript has 6 exons. Lineage: Eukaryota; Evosea; Eumycetozoa; Acytosteliales; Cavenderiaceae. The record is from RefSeq and is a predicted model, not a curated record. Bases 1 to 1947 code for a protein of 648 amino acids. Gene Ontology annotation, molecular function: protein binding.
AUGUCUUUAACGACAACAACAACAUUUAAUGAUGUAUUCAAAAUGACAUAUAUCAGAUCAUUGAUAUUCAAUCAUAUCGAUCAAAUAUUCAAAGUAGAGUAUGAUGCAAAGAGACAUGAUGCAAAGAGAUAUAUGGGUACCAAAGGAAGAGAUAUCAUUCAAUUACCAUGUCUUGCAAUGAUAUCAAAGUAUGCAAUGCCAUUACAGUUUAUUCGUCAUUAUCUACCAUCGGAUUGUAAUCAAGUAUUACCUCAAAGAAGAGCACAAGUCAUCGAUCAAUAUUGUCGUCAUCCCAAUGCAACAUUGGAUACACUCAAGUAUCUAUUGGAAUGGUCAUCGGAUUGUAAACCGGUUGAUAGAGACAUGAUCAACAUAAUGGUUGAAAAUGAAAAGAUAGAGUUGGUUGAAUUCAUCAUCAAGAAUUAUCCAUACCUAUUAACCAAUCAAUAUAUUAGGUUGAGUGAAUUGUGUAGGAGAGGGUAUCUCUCUGCAAUCAAGUUACUCUAUACACUAAAGAAUGUAAAACUAAAUGAUCGUAAUGCAAUGAAUACUGCAAGUUGUAAAGGGUUCAUUGACAUUGUAAAGUAUUUACAUGAAAGAAAUGUAGAUUCUUCCAAUGCAAUGGGUUGUCUUAAUUUAGAGAUGAUAAAGUAUCUUCAUUAUACUGUAGGUGCUGAAAGUUCAUCGGGUACCCUCUGUGCAAUGACCAAAGAUAAUAAUGAUAUUCUUGAAAUUGUUAAAUUCUUUCAUGGUCAAGAAAAACAUCAAGACGUAUUCAAUCAUUCCAUCAUGAGAUCUGCAGCGGAAGAAGGAUUAUUAGAUGUUGUUGAAUUUCUACAUUAUAAUAGAUCUGAAGGUGCAUCAUCUGAUACAAUGGAUGAAGCGGCUAAGUACGGCCAACUUGAUAUUGUAAAGUUUCUUCAUUUCAAUCGUAGUGAAGGUGCAACAACAAGAGCAAUAGAUUAUUGUUCAGACCUUGAAACUAUAAAGUUUCUUCAUUUCAAUCGUACUGAAGGUGCAACUACCCAUGCAAUGGAUCGGGCAGCUUCAAAAAGACACAUUGAAAUCGUAAAGUUUCUGGAUGAGCACCGUACUGAAGGUGCAACUACCGAUGCUAUGGAUCUUUGUUCAGACCUUGAAAUUGUAAAGUUUCUUCAUUUCAAUCGUACCGAAGGUGCAACUACCAAGGCUAUGGAUUAUGCAGCUGAAAUGGGCAACAUUGAAAUUAUAGAGUUCUUGCAUCAACAUCGCCAAGAAGGAUGCACAACCAAUGCUCUAGAAAAUGCAAUUAAAAAUGGACACACUGAAACGAUCGAAUACCUUGUUCAAGUUAUUAAAUGUAAAUGUUCAUCAGUUGCAGUUCAAACAGCAAUCGAAAAAGGUAGAUUAGAUAUUAUAUCUCUUCUUUAUGACAAUUAUCCAAACAAUAAUGAUAGUGAUGAUAUUUGGAAGACAAAUAACAUGGAUUUAGCAGCCAAACUAGGAUUCUUGGAUAUUGUAUUAUUCCUUCAUCAACAUCGUCAAGAAGGAUGUACAACUGAUGCUCUAGAUAAUGCAUGUAAAUUUGGAUUUAUGGAUAUUGUAUUAUUCCUUCAUCAACAUAGAACUGAAGGUGCUACACAUAAAGCAUUGUGUGGUGCUGCUUCAAAUGGUCAUUUUGAAAUGGUCCAAUUUUUAUACAACAAUCGACAAGAAGAAGUAGACAUUGCAAGAGCACUGGAAUCAUCUUGUUUCAACUCAAGAAUUGAGAUUGUUUCAUUCUUGGUGGAUAUUCUCAUCAAAGAAAAAGAGGAAAAAGGAUUAUUGACAGUGCAACAACAAGAAAACAUUGAAAAGGCAAUCAUUUCAGCAUCUGCUUUAGGUCGACUUGCAUUUGUCCAACAUAUUAUAUUAUCACUCAACAUUACCACAUUAUCAAGAGUUACUGUGUCAAUCAAUAUGAAAUGA